Messenger RNA from Taeniopygia guttata (zebra finch), 1287 nucleotides. It is a transcript of the gene DAZAP2, whose product is annotated as DAZ associated protein 2. Lineage: Eukaryota; Metazoa; Chordata; Aves; Passeriformes; Estrildidae. The record is from RefSeq and is a predicted model, not a curated record.
AUGGGGGGGUGUGAGGAUUUUGGGGGGGAUACCAUAGGAGGGGACAUAGGGGGGUUUGGGGGGAGAUACCAUGGGGGGGCACGGGGGGGGUUGGGGGAGAUACCAUGGGAGGGGCACGGGGGGGCCCCGGCUCUCCUGACCCCAUUCUCUCCCCCAGGGCCCUUUCCAGGCCAACCCUUAUUCCCCGGCCCAGCCCCCCCUGGGUACCCCCAGACCCUUCCCCUGCCACAGCCGCCCCCCUACCUUGACCCCGCUGCUGCGUACCCCGAGCUCUACCGCCUCAGCUUCGUCCCCCUGGGCGCCGCUGGUGUCCCCCCCGUGUCCCCGGGGUACCCAGGGGGGUCCCUGUACCUGCCCCUGGUGCCACCGCUGCCCGUGGGGGCUCUGGGGUCCCCCGUGGCCUAUUUGCCCCUGGGGCAGCUGUACCCACCGGGAUCCACCCUGCUGCUGGAGGGGGGCUUGGACAGCACGGCCAGGCUGGGCACGGGGGGCACUGCCAGCGUCCCGCCGCCGCCCGCCGGGUGCCCCCCGGUGCCCGUCCCGCCCGGAGCCGCCGUGCUGCUGCCCCCGCGCAAGGGGGGCUGCCCGGGGGGCUUCCCGGGGGGCUCCUUCAGCCUCUGCUCUAAUUAAAGCCAUGACCGGUGCCAGGGCCGCGCUGCAGCUCCCGUGGGAUCCUCCCAUUCCAGCUAGAACCGGGUUUAAUUGAUGCUUAAUUAGCAAACGCUUGAUUUUAACUUAAACCUGGUGUUUUCACACCCGAAUUCCUUAAAUCCGAGAGGCUGUUUCCAUCUGCCGGGUGUGGGAAGUGUCAGUGAGCGCACAAAUCCCUUGGGUUCCCUGUGAGGAUCGAGAUGGUUUGGGGGUUAUCGAUGGGUUUAUCAAUGGGUUUAUCAAUGAGGUGUUCAUUGGUGGGUUUAUCAGGAGUUUAAUGUUUGUUUGUAGGUGGAUUUUUAUGAAUGGGGUGCUCGUAAAUGGGUUGUAAAUGGGUUUAUCGAUGUGUUUAUCAGUGACUCAUUGAUAACCAAACCUCCGCGAGCUUGGCAGGAACCUUCAGGGAUCCUCAGUCGGGUGUUCUUCUUCUUUUUGGUUGUUAAUUGAUGAAGAAAGAGCUCAGAUUCGACUCUAUUUUAUCUUAAUAUUUCACUUUAAUCUGAAUCUGUGUUCUGUGUGUGUGUGUGACCAUCCCUGACCGUUCCCGAGCGCAGCUCUCGGACUCUCUGUGCUGCACUGAACCUGUGGAGUUUUUAUACUAAAAACCAAAAAUAAAGAUUAUUUUGAAAAUUUAAA